UGAAGAUACCGUGGCUUUCUAUCACGAGGCGGUAUUAUGUCUCGGGUUUGUUUAUCGUCUCCAGAGGUUUACCUGGUGAAAUUGCAUGCGAUGUUUAGCAGCACAGCCAUUUUACUGUUCGGCAGCCGCUGCUAUGGAAAGUGAAAAUGCAGAGCGACAGCGAGCUCGUGGGCGCCCCGUGGAGGAAGAGGGCUCAACGGGUUUCCCGUAGGCUGCUCUGCUGCUCAUGCUUGAGCGGUGAGGAGCGGGAUCCUCUGCAGCAGCAGGAAAGGACGAUUAAUGGGGACUCUCGGCAUCCACACUUGGAUCGGCGGGGAUCGGGUGAGAGGCAGGCUAUCCAGAUUACGGUGGAGGAUCUGGGGAUAGUUAACACCAGCUUCAGCCUGUGCGAGGAGGACACUCCGACCUUAUCGCACAACGGCACGGCCCGCUCGGCUAGCUCCGUGUCCUCAUGCCUGAGGGCUCUGAAAAAGAAACGACUGAGGCCUCUGUUUUCACUCCCUAUGAACAUCCAGGGAAAACUGGCCAUCACUUCUACCACUGGAGAAGGUGACGAAGAAGAGGAGGACGACGACCCGUUUGAGAUUGAGAUUGGCACAGAUGUCGCGCCAGCUCCCGGAAGCCUCCUAUCACCGCCCGCCAUUAAUCUGAUCCCACCCACUCCGUCUGGCGUGGUGGACGACGAUCAGUUCUUUGACGUUCACAUGGAGGACAUUGUGGCAAAUGACGCUACCAGCGGUGGAAGCUUUGGUGCUGGUGACCACGAGAGCUACGAGGAAUCGAUGAAGGGUGCCGAGGCAAAGGAGUCAACCGUGGAAAUUCCAGUGGCAGAGCAUACGGUCAGUGCUGAUAAUUCAGCAGAGCCUGAAGAGGGCCUACGUGACAAGUCUGGAGAAGAAGAAGAAGAAGAAGAAGAAGAAGAAGAAGAAGAAGAAGAAGAAGAGGCAGAGACAACCAAAGAUGGGGACGAAGAGAAAACAAAGCCACGGCUCUUACAUUGCGUGUACCAGGUGGCUCCUCUCCCGAAGUGCACUCCAAAAAAUGGACUGAGCAACCGAGGUGUGAACUGCUCCGACAUGCUGAGAGCUGAACUCUGCCUGCUUCCUGCCAACAUGGACACAUUCACUCACCAGAGGAGGCUCAUAACGCGCUCCUGCAGUCUUGAAGACACACCGACCAGGAGCGCCGCUUUCCACGCUUUGACCCAGACCACAGACCACCAGGAAGAUGAGAGGUCGCUCCGACAACGCCGCAUAACCGUUGCAUCGUAUACGCCUCAGUCUCAGGAUCAGAAUGGAAACUUCCCUGAGAAGGACGUGGACAGGCAAGUGGCCAAAUGUCUUGGGGAACUGAGCACAGAUGAAGUCUGCCGCUGGUUUACCAAUAUCGGACUGCAGAAAUGUCUUCCUUUCAUCCGAGAUGUAAACCUGUGUGGAGCAGACGUAGCCUCGGUGGAUGUGACCACUCUGGACGUCCUGCACAUCACCACCCUGGAGGAGAGGGAGCAGCUGCUGUCUGCCAUUUAUAAGGAGCUGCAUCCUACCAGCCCUAUCACCCAGAGACUCGACUCUCUGCUUGAUUCGUUAGGCCCCAACAAUGUCGAGGCAUUCACUGAAACAUUAGUGACAAUGAGCAAAUCUAAGUCCUCUCCACAUGUGAGCUGCCUGAGCAUGAAUCGGCGUUCCCUAAAGCGCAGAAACACCAGCCAAACCCCCUUGGCACAGAGGAAUUGUCAGCUGAUAGAGAUUACAAUAAAUGCAUCGGAGCGGAUAGUUCAUCUCCGAACACCUAAGGAAACAACUGUGGGCAAAAUCAUGGAUUCAUGCAUCAAAAUGUUGGGAAUGACAGAAGAUAGGAGCCUUUUCACACUGAGAGAAAAGCAAGGUUCAUCAGAAGACCUCCCCCUAGAUCAGGUGAUCUCCAGCCUACUGACAUCGACAUCAGAACACAGACAGUUGGAGCUACACUUGUGUAAAACGAAGGGGUCAUCGGAAACCACAUCAAAAAAUAAUCCAGGAGUCCACAGCUCUAAUGAGAAUAGCAACCUCAACAAAAAUGUCCUGGUGAACCAGCCAGCCAAAGAAGAGAGGAUCAAAGAACUAAACCAACAGGUGGAAUCGCUCCAAAAUGUCAUCCUUCAGGUCCAGGAGCUCCACCACGGCCUGGUGGCAUUUUGCGCAGAGAUAAAGAACAUGGAUGGAGAUGUGGAUGUGGAGAGGCUUAGCUCCGCUGAGCUGGAGGAGAGGUCGCAGUUGGUUAAACGCCGCCUGAAUGACAAGAGGCGGAGCCUGCAGACCCUCAGAGACAGCAUCAACGACUCCACUGCUCACAAAAAGAAACAGUUGGAAGUACGUCUCUUGGAAAAGAUGAAACUGAACUGCCAGGUGUUCAAGGAGGAGAUUUCCAUGGUGCAUCUCAAUCGGCAGAUGGCUCACCUCCAAAACGCUUUGCAAGAAAGCUAUGUUAAGGAGAAAGUUCAGAGGAAAAGUUUGGCCAUUGGUAGCCUGAGCCAGCUGGUGUCCCCGCAGUCUCCUGCCAUGCUGCUGGUCGUGCAAGAGAACCGUCAGCCUGAUGGCCAGUAUGGCUUCUCGUGUUGCUACAGGGAAGGCAGCGGACUACUGGUGGUGAAGGUGGACAACUGUCAACUCUGUGUGGAUGACAGACUGGUGGAGGUGAACGGUGUCCCGGUGGUUAACUCUACGCAGGAAGAGCUGACUACCAUCUUACUGGAGGGGCCCAGCGCCAAAAUUGUUGUCCUUCGCCAGCCCCCGCCCACUCCCACCACCUUAGUCCUGCAGAGCAUCAUCCCCUCCGAUCCCGUGCACAAAAGCAACUUAGUUGGUGUUGAAACAACUCCUCGACGGAAGGUGGUGGCCAUCUGAUGAAAGCACACAGAGAGAGAAAAAGACCAUUGCAGAGACUGAGUGUUGAUGAUAUGUGACAUCCUGUCUUUUGUUUGUUAUUUAACUCUGUGAAAAUGUAAAUGUGUUGAAUUGAUUGACUUUUAGUUUGGAACAUCAGAUAGUAAUAUAGCUGUGUUGUUAUGUGAUGUUUUAUCUGCUAAGCCUCAACACAUGUAGCUCUGUGCUUGGCGGAUACAACAGUUAUCCAUAAUCCGUAUGGUUUCAGUGUAUAUGCAGAACCUUGCCUAUGGAAAAACAUAACACUGAGCCAUGAGGGGAAAAUGAACAGUAAAAGGCAGACACAGUCCUUUUUGAGGGUUUAAGAAUGUAAGCCUGAUGAGGAAAAUGCAUGCUUCAUCUUUUACAACUAUAAUUGAAAAUAUGUGAAUCGUGUCUAUAGUUACUGUAACAUAUAGUGUAACGAUACAUCCAAUAGCUUUGUAUCCUGUUUCUCUUAUCAGAUUGGACACUUGUACGGUCUGAAGCAGUGUUCAGAGAAAAAUGUUUCUUAAAACAUGAGUCACAUAUCUGUUUUUGGAUGUUGUAAUGUAAUCCACUGUGCUGCAGGAAUAAACCCUUGGG
Molecule: messenger RNA, 3485 nt
Organism: Pungitius pungitius (ninespine stickleback)
Lineage: Eukaryota; Metazoa; Chordata; Actinopteri; Perciformes; Gasterosteidae
Exons: 15
Coding region: 147-2882 (911 amino acids)
Molecular function (GO): protein binding
Source: RefSeq, a predicted model, not a curated record